AUGGGGCUUCUCAUCCAGCGUCGCGUGGACUCUCUCCUCGCGAUAUUCCUUCUCGCCGCGUCCCUCGCGCUGGGCCUUGCAGCGAAUUUCGAUGGCGCCGCCACGGCUGUACCUCCGCAACUCGUGCGCGCGCGACUGAGGCGGUCGGGGGAGCUCACGCUGGAGCGCAUCGCGGCGCAGCGCGAGUGGCUGUCGUCCGCGGCGUUCAAGCAGCAUCUACUCUCCGCCAGCGGUCUCCUCGCGGACGGCGCAGAAGGCAGCGCAAGCGGCGGCGAGCGCCGGCCGGACGUGGUGCCGGAGUAUUACAUGGAGAUCGGCAUCGGAUCGCCGCCGCAGGCGUUCAAAGUCGUGCCCGACACCGGCAGCAGCAACCUCUGGGUGCCCUCGCGCCGCUGCUACCUCUCCCUCGCAUGUCUGAACCACGCCAAGUACGACUCGCGCAAGUCGCGCUCGUACGAGGCGGACGGCACGCCCUUCACCAUCCAGUACGGCAGCGACGCCAUGAAGGGAUUUCAAUCGCGCGACUCCGUGACUGUCGGCAACGUGACUAUAACGGGGCAGACCUUCGCGGAGGCCACCAGCGAGCCGGGCCUCGGGUUUUUCACGGCGAAAUUCGACGGGAUCAUGGGGCUGGGAUUCAAGGAGGUAUCGGUGAACGGGAUAGUGCCGCCGUGGUACAACAUGCUAGACCAGGGGUUGGUGCCCGAGCCCGUGUUCUCCUUCUGGUUCAACAAGGACCCGGGGGCAGAGAUAGCCGGGGAGGUGGUAUUCGGCGGAGUGGACGAGGCGCAUUACACAGAGGAGCCUAUGUGGGCGCGCAUCUACAGGCGCGGGUACUGGCAAUUCAAUAUGGAGAUUAUGGUGGUCGUCUUCCGUGGCUCCACCACCAGCAGCAAUCUCAGUCGCGUCUCGCCCGCCCUCGCUGCCAGUGCCUUUCGUGGCUACUGGGUCAAUGGAAUCGGCUUCGCUGACACUGGCUCCUCCCUUAUUGCUGGCCCCUCCGUAUGCCUCCCUCUCUUCCCCUCCCUCCCUCCUUCCCAUUCCCCUCUCUCUCGCAACCCCCACAAGAAGAAACAGUAA
This is a messenger RNA of Closterium sp. NIES-65, 1080 nucleotides long. The record is from the annotation of a GenBank genome assembly. Lineage: Eukaryota; Viridiplantae; Streptophyta; Zygnematophyceae; Desmidiales; Closteriaceae.